AUGUGCUUAUUCCAUUUCUUAGCAGUUAUUGUUACGACUUUUGCUCAAGAUGAAGGCUCAUUUGUUGAAAAAUGCACAAAACCGAGGCUCACACCGGCUGCGAUUUUGGAUGUUAUUAUGGCAAAUUAUUCAAGAUCUCUGCCAGGAAAUCCAGUUGGUGUCCAAGUCGAGGUAACAGUACAAGAUGUGAUGGAGCUCAGUGUGCUCAGCAACAGUUUCACGGCGGACAUAUGGUUCAGUUCGAUUUGGUACGAUCCACGUCUCGCCUAUUCACAUUUGGACAAUUGUCGGCAAAAUUUAUCAUUUGACGAUAGAUUUGAAAAGCUAAUCUGGUCUCCAAACGUCUGCAUUGUGAACACAAAAUCCGCCCACGUACAUCGGUCCCCAAAGCCUAAUGUGCUUCUGAUGCUCCUGCCAAAUGGGACAAUAUGGCUGAAUUAUAGGAUCCGUGUGCAAUCUCCGUGCUCUAUGGACUUGGCACGAUUUCCAAUAGACACUCAAUACUGCCAAUUGGUAUUUGAAAGUUAUUCAUACAAUACUGCAAGUGUAUCUGUAAAUUGGAUGGCUAAUCCGGUUACUGUACUACCAGAGAUCUCUCUAGCAGAUUUUGAUUUGUCGAGGUACCGGACAUCUAGACAUACAGAGGUCUACAAAGCAGGAGAAUGGUAUCGAUUAACUGUGGAAUUUGAGUUCACAAGGAAAUAUGGAUUCUAUAUUCUUCAGCUCUACGUGCCAACCUACAUAAGUCUCUUCAUUUCUUGGAUUGCGUUUUGCAUUGACACAAAAGCCCUGCCGGCUCGCAUAGUGUUGGGUGUGAACUCGUUGAUGUCACUCACUUUUCAGUUCGGAAACAUCAUCCGAUCCCUGCCACCAGUCUCCUAUGUAAAAGCCAUCGAUCUCUGGAUGUGCACCUGCGUCGGCUUCAUCUUCGCCUCCCUCCUCGAACUCGCCUUCGUCGCCUAUCAGGACAAAAAGCUCAUCUUAAAAUCCGGAAAAUCAAAUGCAGCAAUCAGCACUUUGGUCAGCUAUCUGAAACACUUUGAGCCAUACCAUGACGUGUCGUCUCCGCCACCACCGGCUCCGCUUGAUGAGAAAAAAUCGAUGAGCCGAACGACAUCGACUGGUACGAAUCGAUCGAGAAGUGAACUUGAUGGUUUGGAUACGAAGGAUUUGGAGGAGGAAAUUGCGGAGUAUCGGAAGUUGGCGUAUGCCAGGAAGAAAUGGAGAUUGUUGGAUUUUGGAGCAAAUGUUGAUAGGAUCUCGUUUAUUGUUUUUCCGUUGACUUUCGCAGCGUUCAAUGUGGUUUACUGGACAUAUUACCUUCAAGACGUGCGGAUAUCCACUUGGACCUGA
Messenger RNA from Caenorhabditis elegans, 1353 nucleotides. RefSeq names its product Ligand-Gated ion Channel (gene lgc-51). Gene Ontology annotation, cellular component: postsynapse; membrane; plasma membrane. Gene Ontology annotation, biological process: monoatomic ion transport; monoatomic ion transmembrane transport; excitatory postsynaptic potential. The transcript has 8 exons. The coding region runs from base 1 to 1353 and encodes 450 amino acids. Gene Ontology annotation, molecular function: monoatomic ion channel activity; extracellular ligand-gated monoatomic ion channel activity; transmembrane signaling receptor activity. Lineage: Eukaryota; Metazoa; Nematoda; Chromadorea; Rhabditida; Rhabditidae. The record is from RefSeq and is marked reviewed.